Messenger RNA from Striga asiatica, 831 nucleotides. Lineage: Eukaryota; Viridiplantae; Streptophyta; Magnoliopsida; Lamiales; Orobanchaceae. The record is from the annotation of a GenBank genome assembly.
AUGAUCGAAGUCGAAAUCGUGACCGCCUGGCUCACUCCAACCGUACUUUUCUGCAUAGUGAACCUCGUGAUUGGAACAAUUUUCAUUACAUCUUCCCUCAAGCCUCAAAAAUACCACAAACAUAUCCAGGAUGACCACCCGGCCCGGACUCCAUCCGUUUUCGAACGGGUCAAGUCUUUUAACCUCUCCAUCUACCCGACCCGUGAACAGGAGCCCGAGAUCCAAGCCCAAAUGACCCGAGCCCCGUCCUUUCUCCAACGGGUAAAGUCAAUCAACCUCUCCAAGUACCACCCGGCCCGUGAACAGGAGCCCGAACAUCCACCUCAUCAACUGGAGCCCGAAAUCCCAGCCCAGAUGACCCGAAUCCCAUCCUUUCUCGAACGGGUCAAAUCUAUCAACCUCUCCAGUAACCAGCCCCAACACCACCCGGCCCAUCAGCAGGAGCCCAAAAUCCCGGCCCAGAUGGUCCGUAUCCCGUCCUUUCUUGAGCGGGUCAAGUCCAUUAAUCUCUCCAGGUACCUAGCCCAUGAACAAGAGCCUGAACAUCCGGCCCACCAGCAAGAGCCCGACCGCUUGUCGACCGGGGCUGAGCCCAGGGUUCUGAAGAAGUCGGCGAGCGAGAAGGGGGCGGUGAAGGGGGAAGAGGAGGCGGAGGAGCAGCGGAGGCCGGCGACGACGAGGGAGAAGGGGGCGGCGGAGCACGGCGGGGAUGAGGCGGUGGACGCGAAGGCGGACGAUUUCAUAAACAGGUUCAGGCAGCAGCUGAAGCUGCAGAGGCUGGAUUCCAUUGUGAGGUACAGAGAGAUGGUCGGCAGAGGGACGGGCAGGUGA